GGUGAAAUCUUACUUUGACAGUUUGAUUUGAAUUUUUUGUUAAUAAGUUUAAGAAAUGAUAAAGUUGGUGGAGAGAAUGGAAGUAUGCUGGUAAUAUGGACGCAAUAGCAAUGGGUGGAGUUAAAAGCAUUGGGAGCUGGAGGCAUCCAAUGAAGUUCUCACCAACAUAUAUAUACAAGUUGGGUAUACAGAAAGAAAGAGGGUUGUAAUUGGUGGAGAUGUAUAAGAAUCAGCUGCAAGAGCUGGCACAGCGGAGCUGCUUCAACCUUCCAUCCUACACCUGCAUCCGGGAAGGACCUGACCACGCACCCAGGUUCAAGGCCGUCGUCAACUUCAACGGAGAUUCCUUUGAAAGCCCUAACUAUUUCUCCACUCUCCGCCAGGCUGAGCACGCCGCCGCCGAGGUUGCGCUUUGCUCCCUUUCAUCCCAAUCCCUCGCCGCCAGGAUCCUCGAUGAAACCGGGGUUUACAAGAAUCUUUUACAAGAGAUUUCACAACGAGUGGGUGCGCCGUUGCCACGGUAUACAACUUACAGGUCUGGCCUUGGACACCUACCUGUUUUUACAGGUAUGGUGGAACUGGCUGGAAUCACAUUCACUGGUGAACAUGCCAAAAACAAGAAACAAGCAGAAAAAAAUGCUGCCAUGGCAGCUUGGUCAUCUUUGAAACAGUUGGCGAAGCAAGAUGCAAGUUCUUCGAGUGAACCAGAGAACAGUGAUGAACAGGAACAAAUUAGAAUCGCAAGGGCACUUUUGAACUACAGACUGAAGCAAAAGAUUGGAACAGCAAACUACAGUGACCUCCCAAUACCAUUUCAGAAGAAGUUCACGACACCCGCCCCACGCCCACCGAGCCCUCAGAGACCGCCAUUGACCACGUCUAAAAUACUUCCACUGUUCUACCGGAAGGCUGUGCCGCCUAUGACCACCCAGAACAGGCCCAUAUCUCCUGCACCACAUGAGCCAUCAUCCUCAUCAUCACCCCACCAAAACCAUCCCAUCCGCCCGCCACAUUUCCCUGCCGCUAGUCCAUCCCCUUACAUUUCCCUACCGCAGGUACACCGGUACAGGUUACCACACCAGGGACUUGCUCCACCGGUCACAAUGAGAACAGCAGUGCCAGUUUUCUCCGCACCACCAAUGCCGCCAUCGCCUAACCGCCAGGUGAUGCAACCUAGACCUGUAAAGAUUGCACCACCGAUCUGUAUAAGGCAAGCUGUGCCGGUUUUUUCUGCUCCUCCAGUUAAGAAAGACGAGCCUUCCAACAAAAACGAAUGCGAAGCUGUUAAAUGCCUGGACAAUCUGAAAUUAUGACGGUGAUAAUCGAUAUGGGUUUUCUUAAUGAUUGGUGUUGUGAAACCUCCUCAUUGAGGUAAUGAUCAUUUCUCCAAUGGCAUAUGUUCUAAAUAUAUUCAUGCACUUUGAAAACGAAAAGUUAAAACGAUUGGUGUACCAGUUGAGAUAGCACCAGAUGUAUCAAAUUUUGGUAAUGUAACAGUAGCUUUUCCUUCUA
Molecule: messenger RNA, 1512 nt
Organism: Cynara cardunculus var. scolymus (artichoke)
Lineage: Eukaryota; Viridiplantae; Streptophyta; Magnoliopsida; Asterales; Asteraceae
Product: double-stranded RNA-binding protein 2
Exons: 5
Coding region: 219-1313 (364 amino acids)
Molecular function (GO): double-stranded RNA binding
Source: RefSeq, a predicted model, not a curated record